Cooperia oncophora is the source of this 558-nucleotide messenger RNA. Lineage: Eukaryota; Metazoa; Nematoda; Chromadorea; Rhabditida; Trichostrongylidae. The record is from the annotation of a GenBank genome assembly.
AUGAAUCAAGGACAUUACGGUAAUCAGAGUGGCGGCUACACUCCACCAACUGGACCAGGAAACGCUGGCUAUAACGCUUACGAUCAACAAGGAGGUUAUCCGCAACAAGGAGGUGGAUACCAACAUCCAGGCGGCUAUCCCAAUGAUCCGCCACAAGGAGGAUACCCACCACAGCAAGGUGGAUAUCCUCCACCGGGAGGAUAUCCACCUCAGUCAGGAGGAUAUCCUCCACCGGGAGGAUAUCCACCUCAGUCAGGAGGAUAUCCUCCGCAAUCAGGCUAUCCUCAAGGUGGACCUCCAGGAAUGCCACAACCAGCCGGUUAUGCACCCAAUCGAGGUCCAUCACCACCAAUUGGAUUCAACACCGGAUAUCCAGAUCAGUCAGCUCAGCCAUACCCACCACAAGGUGGCAUGGGAUAUGCUCCACAACCAGGAGGUUAUCCACCGCAACAGGGAUAUCAGCCACCAAGCCAAUACGGUUCGGGCUAUGGAGCGCCGGCGCCGCCUCCUUAUAUUCAACCUGGACAGUACAGGCCAGGUGAGCGACUUUUCAGAUAG